Molecule: messenger RNA, 993 nt
Organism: Ustilaginoidea virens
Lineage: Eukaryota; Fungi; Ascomycota; Sordariomycetes; Hypocreales; Clavicipitaceae
Exons: 5
Coding region: 1-993 (330 amino acids)
Cellular component (GO): cytosol
Molecular function (GO): aldose reductase (NADPH) activity
Source: RefSeq, a predicted model, not a curated record
AUGUCUUUCGGCCAGACCAUCACCCUCAACUCUGGCCAUGCCAUCCCUCGUGUGGGAUACGGCACUUGGCAGGCUGCGCCCGGCGAGGUCGGAAACGGCGUCUACGAGGCCCUCAAGACCGGCUACCGUCACCUGGACUUGGCCAAGAUCUACGGCAACCAGAAGGAGGUUGGUGAGGGUAUCAGGCGCGCCCUAGCCGACGUUGCGGGCCUGAAGCGCGAGGACAUCUUCAUCACCUCCAAGCUCUGGAACAAUAAGCACGCCCCCGAGGACGUCGAGGCGGCCCUCGACGAUACCUUGGCCGAGCUCCAGCUGGACUACCUCGAUCUCUACCUGAUCCACUGGCCCGUUGCCUUUAAACCUGGAAACGACCAGUUCCCCAAGACUGCCGAUGGCAGCGAGGUUGAGCUCAACCGCAAUGUCACCAUCUCUCAGACCUGGAAGGCCAUGACCCAGCUCCCCAAGUCCAAGACCCGAUCUGUUGGUGUCUCCAACUUUAGCAUUGAGCACCUCGAGGGCGUCAUUGCUGCCACUGGGGUUGUGCCCGCCGUCAACCAGGUCGAGCGCCACCCCCGGCUUCCCAACUUCGCCCUGACCGAGUACUGCGCCAGCAAGAACAUCAUCAUCACGGCCUACUCCGCCUUUGGCAACAACAGCUGGAACAUUCCCCUGCUCGUCAACGACCCCCAGAUCAAGGACAUUGCCGACCGCCUCGGCGCUGAGCAGGGCAAGACCGUCACCCCGGCCCAGGUCAUCAUUGCCUGGUCCCUUGUCGGCAACCACGCCGUCAUCCCCAAGUCGGUGACGCCGUCGCGCAUUCGUGAGAAUUUCCAAGAGGUCGAGCUCGACGAGAAGGCUCUUGAUCAUCUCACCAAGCUGGGCGAAGACCCUCAGCGCUUCAACAUUCCCAUGACCUAUGACCCCGCCUGGAAGAUUGACAUUUUUGGCGACGACAAGGAGAAGGACUCCAAGGCCCAGGUUCUCAUCAAGUGA